Molecule: messenger RNA, 867 nt
Organism: Anneissia japonica
Lineage: Eukaryota; Metazoa; Echinodermata; Crinoidea; Comatulida; Comatulidae
Exons: 1
Coding region: 1-867 (288 amino acids)
Biological process (GO): DNA integration
Molecular function (GO): nucleic acid binding
Source: RefSeq, a predicted model, not a curated record
AUGUCACCACUCCCUGAUUAUCCCUGGCAAAAGGUCAGCAUAGAUUUCUGUGGGCCUUUUCUGUCCGGUGAUCAUCUUUUAGUCAUUGUUGAUGAUUAUUCUCGUUUUCCAGUGGUUGAAAUUUUAAAAUCAAUAUCAGCACGAGCAACAAUACCAAUAUUAGACAAGGUUUUUGCAAUCUACGGAAUCCCAGAAGUCAAAAAUGACAAUGGAUCUCCGUUCAACAGUGAUGAUUUUUUAUUAGGCUUCCGACAUCGACGCAUUAAGCCAUAUUGCCCAGAAGCUAAUGGAGAGGCCGAAAGGUUUAUGCGAACAAUAAAGAAAGCAGUUCGUACCUCCCAAACUAACGCUUGGCCUUGGAAACAAGACCUAUGGCAAUUUUUGAGAAAUAACAGAGCUACGUCACAUUGCACGACAAAAGCUGCACCGGCUACAAUUUUGUUUGAAAGGAAAAAAAACACAACCUUGCCUCACAUAAGCGACACAGUACAGUCUGAUGCUAUAGAAGCAGCAGAUCGAAAAUCUAAGGAAAAAAUGAAGGAAAACGCAGAUAUGAAACGCAGAACAAAGCCAUCACAGUUAAAAGAAGGCAACACAAUCAUACUCAAAAACACUGCAGAGCAAGGAAAAUUAAUAACGCCAUACAAACCUCUACCAUAUACAAUAACAAACAUGAAGGGUUCAAUGAUAACCGCUGAGAGACAAGGACAUAAAAUCACGCGUAAUAGUGCACAUGCUAAGCAGUUACAAACAGAAACAGAAAGGCAAAUGGCACAUGAAGUAGUUGAGCAAAGUCCAAAUAACCCUGGUAUUGCAAAAGCGAAAAGAUCAAGAAAUUGCUCCCAGAAACUUAAGGAACAAUGUUAA